AUGGAUUCCCUGCUCUGCCUGCCGAAUGAGGUUCUCCUCGAAAUCUCCAUUCACUGCGGAAUCACGGAGAUGUCCCAGCUGACGCAGACCUGUUGGCGGCUGCAUGAUGUGCUUAAUCCCGUACUUUAUCGUCGCUUUGCGCGUAGGUCGCUCCCCCACGCCGCCGAACACAACAACGAGGCCACGGUAGAGCGAGUCUUCCAGUACACGAUCCCUAGACAGCACAAACUCAGCAGAUCCCUUGCGCUCGCCUGCGAGGGCGGGCACGCGGCGAUCGUGCGCAUCCUGCUCGCCUGGGGUGCACCCCCCAAUGGCCUGCGACGCCCCUGUCAACCACAUUACAAACCCCUAGCGACCGCUGCGAAUUCCCGGCGUCUAGAGAUAGUUGAAAUCCUGCUUGCGAGUGGCGCGCGUCCUACAGGCUACCAUCCGAAGAUGUUAGCCAAGAUAAUCAGCCACUGCACCCAAUCACCCACCUACACCGAUCCCACCGGGGGCAGCUGGCGUCGUCCGAUGGACGAUCCGCGUAUCCUGCAGCUCCUCGUGCAGCAUGGAAUGCACAUCGAGCCGGACUCGGACAUCCUAGAGAGUGCCCUGCGAGAAAAUGCUCCGUUCGCGACCAUCGGUGUCCUCCUUGACCUUGGGCUGGACCCGAACCAGCCGGCAGAUGUUGCACGGCGGCCUCUACUGGAGGUUGUCAAGCAAACCAACUCGCGGUUCGAGGACGACUGCGUGGAGGUUAUCCACAAGUGCGUUCAGCAUGGCGUUGACAUCAAUGCUCGGUUGCCUAAUGGCGAGACCGUGCUACAUAGGGCUGCGGCCAAGCCAUUGCCGGUCGUCGUCCGGGCACUCCUCACCGCUGGCGCUGAUGUGAAUGCCCGUGAUAACCGCGGUACAACACCUUUGAAUGUUAGGCGUCAUUAUAGUGCCGACUUGCCAGAUGUACCGCGGACUUUGCUCGAGGGUGGAGCGGAUAUGGCCGCCGUGGAUAAUCAGGGCAGAGCGUAUGUUCUAGAGAACGUUAUCGAGGAGGAGAAUAAAGGGUCAAUGAGAGUACUUUUGGACCACGGCCUUGAGUCGGCGCCAGCGGUUGACGUUUCGGACUUGAUGGUCACUGCUGUUGUCCUGGAGGAUGUUUCGGCCGUGCGACGACUCGUACACAACUUCCCAGAUCUCAGGAUGGAUCGCGGAAGGGACCGACAUGGCAAUCUGCCGCUUCAUCGCGCAGCUCGAUACGGACUUGACGAGAUUAUCAGCAGUCUACUGCAACAUCGGUACACCGUUGAUAUCCAAAACACGGAGGACGACUCGGCACUUCAUCUCGCUCUGCGCACGGGGAAGGAGUCAACAGCUAGACUUCUAAUGCAAUGUCCGCCUAUAAAUGAAUUCCUGAAUACCCGCAACAGAAUGUUCAUGACGCCCCUGUCAAUCGCAGUUCAGUCCCAGCCCGUGGGUAUCAUCGAAACCCUCCUUGACAAAGGGUGCAAUCCCCUUACAUGCCCUGACUUUCAACGCCAAUCACUCCUCCAUCAUGCAGUACGAAGAUCAGACCCGGCAAUAACGAAGUUACUACUCGAGCAGGGGGCCGCGCGGGAUGGUAAUAACUACGCCGGCGAGACACCAUUUGGAAUCGCCCUACGUCUUGGGCGUGGGGAUCUGGUCCAGCUCUUCCUCGAGCACGGAGAGUCCCCAAACCGCCGCAACGCCAAUGGGAACACAGGCCUCAUGGCUGCAGUUCUCUCGGGGUCACUGCCUGUAGUGAAGCAGCUGGUAGCAGCCGGAGCAGAGCUAGAGGCUGAGAACGACAGCAUGCUAAGGCAAGGAUGCACCGCGCUGAUGAUGGCAAUGGACAUGUCUGAGCCCGAUAUCGCACAGUUCCUGUUUGACUCUGGGGCCAGCGCGGCAGCCAAGAAAACAGGAGGCAAGUCGCUGCUUGUGCGUGCUAUUCAGCGGAAGUGGCCGGGGCUGGCCCUUGGUAUGCUCAAGAGGCAUGGAUCCACGCUUGACAUUGAGGGUCUGCCAUCAAAGGGUAUUAAACGAACGGCAUUGAGUUGGGCUGCCUCGCUUGGUUACGUUGGUGUCGUGCAGCAGCUUCUCAAGCUCGGGGCAGACCCAGCGCACUGUGACCCUGAUGGGCGUUCGGCCCUAUACUGGGCAACGUAUGGGGGGAACAUGGAGAUAAUUUGUAGUGUUGUAGAACGGAUGAAGAGUGACGGGCAGGUGGAUAUCAAGGCUGAUAUAUUAGAAGAGGUGGCGCGGCAUCGUAGGGACACAUUCAAGCCGUGGAUGGCUGGUGACACAAUGUUAUUCUGA
This is a messenger RNA of Aspergillus puulaauensis, 2313 nucleotides long. RefSeq lists its product as uncharacterized. The transcript has a single exon. Lineage: Eukaryota; Fungi; Ascomycota; Eurotiomycetes; Eurotiales; Aspergillaceae. The record is from RefSeq and is a predicted model, not a curated record. Gene Ontology annotation, molecular function: protein binding. Bases 1 to 2313 code for a protein of 770 amino acids. Gene Ontology annotation, cellular component: cytoplasm.